CACAUCCUACUCCAUCUCCAUCGAUCUCCAUGAGAAGGUGUGUGAGAGAUAGAGAGAUGCAUGGGAUGACAGAGGCUCAAGCGAGCAGUGAGAGUACUCUAUAAAGGUAAAGAAAAGCAGCCAUAAAAGGAGGCAGCAGCACUAGCUAAGCCUAGCCACGUACACACAGUCAGACAAACCACAAACCCCAUUGCCAUUACCAAGCAGAGCCAUCUCAUCUUCUGGUCUCAUAUAGAGAGGGAAGAAGAGCUCAGCUCAGCUCGCUCACACACCAGUCACCAUUGCCGCGCUGCCUCCCAACGCUCGAGCGAGAAAGGAGCCGCCGUCUUCUUGCAUCGGCAUUGUCGCUAGGGAGAAGAAGCAGCAAGAGCGUGAGACACCCACGCACACACGGGUAGGGGGGGAGGGGUGGCGGUGUGACGGUGAGGGAUGCGGGCGGGGGCAUACACCAUCCACCAGUCGCUCACCGCCGAGGCGGCCGCGGUGCUCAAGCUCGCGCUCGCGCUCGCACGCCGGCGAGGGCAUGCGCAGGUCACGCCGCUCCACGUCGCGUUCGCCCUGCUGACGGGCCCCGCCGCCGCCGCCUCGUGCGCGCAGCCGCUCGCCGCGGCCUUCUCCUCCGCCUCCUCCUCGCCGGCGGCGCCGUACGGGCUGCUCAAGCGCGCCUGCCUGCGCUCGCACCCGUCGCCCGGGGCGGCGGCGUCGUCCCCGGCGCAGCAGCACCACCACCCGCUGCAGUGCCGCGCGCUCGAGCUCUGCUUCAAUGUCGCACUCAACCGGCUGCCCACCUCCGGCCCGCACUCGCCACCCGCAGCGCACUUCGCGUCGCCGCUGAUCCAGCCCAGCCCCACGCUCUCCAACGCGCUCGUCGCCGCGCUCAAGCGCGCGCAGGCCAACCAGCGCCGCGGCUGCGUCGAGCUCCAGCAGCCGCCACCCCCACCGCCGCCGGUGACCGCGCAGCAGCAGCAGCCGCAGCCGCUGCUCGCCAUCAAGGUGGAGCUGGACCAGCUGGUAAUCUCCAUUCUCGACGACCCCAGCGUCAGCCGCGUCAUGCGGGAGGCCGGCUUCUCCAGCGCCACCGUCAAGAGCAACCUCGAGGAGGAGAGCGCGCUCAUGCCGCCGCCCUCGUCGUCGUCCUCGUCCCCUCCGCCGCCGCCGCCGCCCAUCCCUCCGCACUUCUUCCUCGACCCCAGCAUCGCCGCGGGCGGCGGCGGUAGAGGUAACGGCGGCCGCUUCGCGCUUUGGCCGUCGCAGUUCUUGGCCGCCGCGCCUGGCCCCGACGCGUGCAGCGACGACGUCCGCGCGGUCCUGGAGGUGAUGGUCCGGAGGCAGGGGCGGCGCGGCGGCGGCAACCCCGUGGUGGUCGGCGACUCGGUGUCCAUGGCGGAGGCCGUGGCCGGUGAGCUGCUGCGGCGCCUGGAGCGCGGCGACGUCCCCGCGGAGCUCGCCGGCGCGCACCUCCUCAAGCUGCAGCUGUCGUACGUGCACGUCCGCCUCAUGAGCCGCGCCGACGUGGACGCCCGCGCCGCCGAGCUCCGGCGCAGCGUGGACGCCGUCCAGCCCCAGCGCGGCGGCGGGCUCGUGGUCUACGUCGGCGACCUGCGGUGGGCGCUCGACGAGGAGCCGAACCCGAGCGAGCACGCGACGGCCUCGUCCUACAGCCCCGUGGAGCACAUGGUCGCGGAGCUCGGGCGCCUCCUCGACGACCUCCGUGCCUCCCGCGGUCGCUCAUGGCUCGUCGCCACCGCCAGCUACCAGACGUACAUGCGGUGGCAGCAGCGGCGCCGGCGGCCGCCGACGGAGUCCGCCGCCUGGGCGCUGCAGGCCGUGGUGGUCCCCACCGGCAGCGGCACCGGCCUGGCGCUCAACAGCCUCCACCCCUCGACGCCGUCGUCCUCUUCCUCCCUCCCAAGUGCCAGUGCAGCGCCGGUGCCGCCGGCCAUGGCGACAGCGCAUCAGCUUGGGCAGAGUCCGUUCGUGAUGGCCGCCGGGGAGACGACGGGGUUCGCGGCGGCCGGAGAUGACCAGGACGAGACGCACCUCCUGCUCUGCACCGAGUGCAGCAAGAACUACGAGAGGGAGGCGUCGCUCGUGAAGGCGGAGGCUGGCGCGGAGGGCCCACGUGGCAGCCUCCCCGCCUGGCUCGUGCCGGACAGGCCACCGGUCGAUCAAACACCUCAUCACAAGGAGAAGUAUCUGAUGGAGCUGAAGAGGAAAUGGAGCCGGCUGUGCAGGAAGCUUCACCUCUGCGCUGUUGAUCCGUGCUCGGCUCCGUGCCCAUGGUGGUCUGGCUCUUGCUUGCUACCGGGCAGCCAGAGCAAGCCCACCGUCGCGGGGUUCCUGGGCUUGGAUGGCCUGAUGGAGCUCGGCAAGAGCAGGACGAGCCAGUGGCCGCCGUCACCGCUGCCUCGCUGGGGCCUGACUCCGGUGAUGGCGCCGGGGUGCCAGGGCGCGGGGACCGCGCUCGCUCUCGGCAGCCACCCGCUCUCGGACUCGGCGACGUCCGGCGGCCGCGCCCCGGGAAGCGGCGACGGCUCCGCUGCGGUUCGCGAGCUGGAGCGGAGGCUGCGCAGGAACAUCCCGUGGCAGCCCGUCUCCGUCGUCGCGGAGAUCGUCGAGACGGCACUCGCCGGCCGGGGCCCCGUGUGGCUGUACGUGAAGGGGAGCGACCACGCCGCGGCGCGGCGCGCGGCCGCGGUGAUCGCCGAGGCGCGCUGCGGGUCAUCGGACCGCGUGGUCUUGGCCGAUCCGAGCAGGUUCAGCUGCGCGGAGGAGCUGUGCUCCGACGUCGUCUCCAGGGCGUCCGAGAUCGGCGGCCAGGCGUUCGUGGUCGUCGUCGACGACGUGGAGAACGCGCCGUGCGACGUCGUGGACUGCCUCGUCGCGGCGUCGGAGAGGGGUCGUCUCAAGGAUCACCAGUCCGGCCGAGAACUCGACCUCUCCAGCUCCGUCGUGAUCCUGACGACGUCCAAGUUCACCGGCGCCGCCGGCAGUGUGAUCGGCCUGCGUCUGUGGUCCGAGGACGAGGCGCCGCCCGGCGGCGCUCUCAAGAGGAAGACGGUGUCGUCCCCGCAGGGCGAAUGCAAGCGGGCACGCCACGACGCCCUCGACCUCAACCUCAACCUCUGCGCCGAGGAGGACACCGACGAAGAAGACGACGACGGCAGUGACGACGACGAGGAGGCCGUCCCCAGCGACAUCACCCACGAAGGCGACUCAGGCGAUUCCAGCGAGCACGGGCACCCGCACGGCCUCCUGGAGUCCAUCGCGGCGCGCGUCGUCACCCUCGACGAAGAGGGCGGCCACGACGCCUUAGCCGCCAUCCGCGCAAGGCUCGCCGGGGCCAUCACCGGCCAGGGAAGGUCGCGCGUGGACGAGGCGGCGGUGCAGGCGCUCGCGGCGGCGUCCGGGGAGUUCCUUGAGGAGGUGCUCGAGAGGUGGACGGCGGAGGUGCUGGGACCGGCGGCGGCAACGGUCAGAAAUGGCGGGAAAGGGAAGGAGGUGGUGGUGCUGGGGCUGGGGCCCGUUGGUGGGGCCCGGGAGACAGAGGGGUUCAUGGGCUCUGUCCUUCCAAGUAGGGUCCACGUGGACUGAGCUGAGCUGAGGUGUCCAAAUCUUCUUUUUGCUGCCCUUUUGGAGAGGAAAAGGAGAAGGGUGUAGUUUGUAUGUAUGUAAAAGGGAAGGGUUUGGGGUCUAGAAAUGGAGAAUUUGGGGGGUGGGGUAGGGGUUAUAUGGAUCAAAUGUCCUACUUUAGUAGUGAUAAUGCACUAGUUUAGCUUUGUUCAUGUACUAGGUUUGGAGGGUUUGGAAUGGAGAUGAAAAUCACAUUGGAGAAUGAUCCUGGAAAUA
Setaria italica (foxtail millet) is the source of this 3849-nucleotide messenger RNA. RefSeq names its product protein SMAX1-LIKE 4. NCBI's taxonomy places the organism in Eukaryota, Viridiplantae, Streptophyta, Magnoliopsida, Poales, Poaceae. The transcript is spliced from 3 exons. Bases 430 to 3594 code for a protein of 1054 amino acids. The record is from RefSeq and is a predicted model, not a curated record.